Paramecium pentaurelia is the source of this 238-nucleotide messenger RNA. The record is from the annotation of a GenBank genome assembly. Lineage: Eukaryota; Ciliophora; Oligohymenophorea; Peniculida; Parameciidae.
AUGAAUGAAGAUUAGGAAAAUUAAAAGAGUAUCAAAAUCAACAAUCCAUAUGAGAAUGAUGAAAAUGAACUUUUAUAAUAUGAAGAUAGUAUAUUGAAUUAAUAUUAAAUUAGACCAAAAAGAAGUUCAAACAGAUAAAAGCACAUUUGUCAUCCAAAUAAUUUCAAUCAUUUUAAUAAUCAUAUAUUUUAUUGGUAUCCUAAUUGCGAUUAUUGCGAAUAUUACAAAAAGUAAAUGA